UAUCGUAUCAUAUAGCAUUGCUGAUACUAUGCUUCUAUUUUUAUGUGUUUUGAAUAACCCGCGUGUUCGCUUUAGUUUGUAUUUAUCUUUACAGAGGCGCACGAAUUUGUCAAUAGUUUUAAGAUAGAGAAUCUAUACUAAAUUUCCGUUGUUCAACGACAAUGAAUGGGCGCUAUAUAAAAGAUUGCUGUUAUGUACAAUAUAUAUCAUUUUAAAUUGUUUUAGGAAGGGUUGGAAUAAUUGGUAUUAAAAACUAAAUCUUUCAUGUAUAUUUACAAACUAAUACAACAGGUGUUAAAUAUUUCAAAAAUAAAGUACUCGAAUUAUAAAGGUUAGAUUUAUCUUAUGAUGUAUCAAAAAAUGAAUCUCGAAACAGAAUAUUUAUCGGAAGAACAUUUGACUGGUUUUGAAAAUUAUAAAUAUAGCUCAUUGGAUACGAGUCCCCUUAGUGUGUAUGUUAUGCAUCCAUUUUGGAACAAAGUUGUUGAGUAUUGUCCAAAGUGGGUAGCACCAAAUGUAUUAACGUUCUCUGGAUUUCUUUUUACCGUAUUAAAUUUUGUGGUAUUUGCAACAUUUGAUUAUUAUUUUUAUGCAUCAAGCGAUGAUCAUUCACAAUAUUCUCCUAUACCUCGUUGGGUAUUUGCAAUAGCUGCAUUUAAUAUCUUUAUGGCAUAUACACUUGAUGGUAUUGAUGGAAAACAAGCAAGACGUACACAAACUUCUGGGCCUUUGGGUGAAUUGUUUGAUCAUGGUUUGGACAGUUGGACGGCAAUGUUAAUCACUGUUUGUAUGUACUCAGUUUUUGGAAGGACAGAUCAUAGUGUUUCCCCGUUACGAAUGUAUUUCAUACUUUGGAAUGUAUUUGUUAAUUUUUAUUUAAGUCACUGGGAGAAAUACAAUACAGGUGUGCUAUUCCUUCCUUGGGGAUAUGAUGCAUCUAUGUUGGCAACUAUCUUGGUAUUUAUCCUGACUAGCAUAGGAGGUCAUGAAGCAUGGAAAUUUUACUUGCCAGGAGGAAUAUCAGCAGGAAUAAUGUUUGAAAUGUUAUUAUAUGUUAGUGCCCUUGUAUCAAAUUUACCAGUUGUACUUUGGAAUAUAUACAAAUCAUAUAGGGAUAAGACAGGAAAAAUGAGAACAUUUCCAGAAGCAAUAAGACCAUUGGUGCCUUUAGUAUUAUUAUUUAUGAUUUCUACACUUUGGAUAUUAUUCUCACAACAAAAUGUAUUGGAAAAAGAUCCUCGUAUCAUAUAUUUUGCCAUUGGCACUACUUUUUCUAAUAUAUGCUGUCGUUUAAUUGUGUCUCAAAUGAGUAAUACUAGAUGUGAAAUAUUGCCAUGGAUAUUAUUACCGGUGACAAUAGCAGCUAUUCUUUCAUUUGUCUUGCCUGAAAUAGAUCUUAAAUCUAUGUACUUUGUAUCAAUUUUAUCCUUACUUGCCCACAUUCACUAUGGUACCUGUGUGGUGCGCCAAAUGUGCCGUCAUUUUCGAAUUCAUACAUUCCAUAUAAAGGAUCAUUCUGAUUGACUACUUGUGGAUAAUAUAUGUUAGAAAUAAAAAGAGCAACAGACCGGACAAGAGGCAAUAAGAAUAAAAAGGAAAGGAGAUAUUUGGAACCCAAUGGUUAGUGACAUACGAAAAUCAUAGAUCAAAUAAUAACUCACUUGUAUAGGAAACCGAAAUAAUUUAAGUCUAAUAUUACUACAAUAUAACUAUUUAAAAUUGUAA
Molecule: messenger RNA, 1725 nt
Organism: Vespa velutina
Lineage: Eukaryota; Metazoa; Arthropoda; Insecta; Hymenoptera; Vespidae
Product: ethanolaminephosphotransferase 1-like
Exons: 8
Coding region: 346-1524 (392 amino acids)
Biological process (GO): phosphatidylethanolamine biosynthetic process
Cellular component (GO): endoplasmic reticulum membrane; Golgi apparatus
Molecular function (GO): ethanolaminephosphotransferase activity
Source: RefSeq, a predicted model, not a curated record